GAGGAGAUUGACACGCGCUUGACUGAGAAAACGUUGGGCAGUUUCGUUACGCCACAAAGACCAAUUAAAACCCCAUUCCCUUUCUUCAAUUUCUUCUUCUUCUUCUUCUUCAAUCCAAAAUCCAAAUUCAACCAGGAAUUCCAAUCCAAAACCCUAACCAUGGCCGACCCAUUUGAGGUCGUUUCCCCCUCCGAUCAAAACCCUAAUUCCACUACUUACGCUUCCGAAUUUGAUCCCCUCCCAAUUCCCCCUCUCGACUCUCUGUUUUUCUCCGAUCCCAAUCACGACGGCCCCGCCGACCCUUUUCUUUAUUCCACUGCCUUGGAUUUGGGUUUCGACGAAAAUGAUGACUUCGAGCUCACCUUUGAUGAUCUCGACAACCUUUACCUCCCCUCUGAGGCUGACGAUUUCCUCAUCUCCGAUAAUUUGGAUCAGACUACCAAUUCCCCGCACUCGCCUCCUGAUGUCCCACUCCAGGAUGAUGCUAGUGUUCGCGUUUCCAGCCCUGCAGCCUCUCCAGGAUCGAGGAGCUCUGCGGUUUCUUGCGAGCAAUCUCCCGAUGAUUGUAAGUUCCCAAACUAUCAAUCUUCGAAAUUAGGAACAGCAGAUAGCGAGUGUGUUUCUACUGAUUCUAGUGGAUGGGACUCUAAGCGUUCGAGGAUAGUGAAUUGUCCUUCCCCCGAUGGUAGUGAUCAUGAAUUCUCCGGCGGCCCAGCAUCUUCUCAGGGCUCGGGUUCGGGCAUAUCUGAAGGAAUGAAUUGCCCAUCUUCUAAUGCGGAAUGUUAUGAUGUUAUUUCCGACCAGAAGAUUAAAUCAGAGGAAGUGGGGAAAAAUUGCAUGACGAAGAGGAAGAAAGAACAGGAUGAAGGGAACGCGGAUUCGAGAUCUGCCAAGUAUAGAAGGUCAUCUGUACCUGCAGAAACAACCGAUCCCCAAUUGGGUCCCUGUUCUGUCAAUGUAGAUGAUGAGAAGAGGAAAGCGAGGUUGAUGAGGAAUCGAGAGAGCGCGCAGCUUUCCAGGCAGAGGAAAAAACAUUAUGUGGAGGAGUUGGAGGAUAAGGUUAGAAACAUGCAUUCAACCAUAGCUGAAUUAAAUGGUAAGAUAUCGUAUAUGAUGGCUGAGAAUGCAGGUCUAAGACAGCAGCUGAGUAGUAGUAGUAUGUGUCAGCCUCCUCCUCCUCCUGGGAUGUAUCCUCAUCCUUCAAUGCCUCCAAUGCCUUAUACAUGGAUGCCAUGCGCUCCUUAUGUUGUUAAGCCACAAGGGUCUCAAGUCCCUCUGGUUCCAAUUCCUAGAUUAAAGCCCCAGCAACCUGCACCUGUAGCAAAGGGGAAAAAGAAUGAGAGUAAGAAGGCUGAGGGAACAACUAAGAAGGUUGCCAGUGUUAGUCUUCUGGGUCUAAUGCUCUCUUUUAUGCUUUUUGGUGUUCUAAUUCCUUUAGCGAAUGUCAAUUUUGAAAAUGUUGGAGGAGGUCCUAGUAAGUUGUCAUUUGUUGGUGAUAAGGUAUACAAUCAUAAUCGGAGGAGGAUUUUGAGUGUUGAUGGGUAUUCAAAUUUAUCUGAUGGUGUGAGUGUAGAAACCCCUUGCGGGAAAUCUGGUACUUUGAAUAGCUUACAAUGUGAGAGAAUCUAUAGGAAAGGGCGGGACUUGAAAUUUGAUCAACGAGGAAAGGGAUCGCAACGUUUAAAUGAUUUAGAUGAGUCUAUUAAGCUUGGAAAUGCUAGUGAACCUCUCGUUGCGUCUUUAUACGUUCCAAGGAAUGACAAAUUAGUGAAAAUCGAUGGGAACUUGAUAAUUCAUUCUUUCCUUGCUAGCGAGAAAGCUAUGGCCUCUCGCAGGGCUUCUGAUACCAACAAGGGUAGGGAAACUGGUCUUGCAAUUCCUAGAGAUCUUAGUCCAGCCCUCACUGUCCGAAACAUCAGGGCACUUACUUCUGGUCAAGAGGACCAUACUAAGACAACUGCGGCUGAUGGUAAACUCCAACAGUGGUUCCGUGAAGGCCUUGCAGGACCGAUGUUGAGUUCUGGCUUGUGCACCGAAGUGUUCCAGUUUGACGUUUCGUCAACAGCUCCAGGAGCAAUAAUUCCAGCAUCUUCCAUUGCCAAUACAUCUUCUAGAACACAUCGUAAGAAUGGUAGUCAGGUUAAUAAGGGAAAGAACAGGAGAAUCCUGGGUGGUCUUCCAGUUCCCUUAAGCGGAUCAAACUUCAACAUCACAGAAGAACCUGUUAGAACCUCACACAAAGACAGCCUUCCAGGUAACAAUAAAACAGCUUCGUCCAUGGUAGUUUCUGUGCUCAUUGAUCCCAGAGAAGCUGGUGACAGUGAAGUUGACAGCGUGAUUACGCCGAAGUCUCUUUCGAGAAUAUUCGUGGUAGUGUUGCUCGAUAGUGUCAAGUACGUCACAUAUUCAUGUGUUCUUCCCCGCUCAGGUCCUCAUCUCGUGUCUACUUAAAACCUGGAAACCAUUCUGCCAAUUGAUCUAUAUACCACACAUUUUUGCACAUAACCAGGACAAUUGGCAGGGUUUAAAGAAUAACCGUCUGAUCAUGACUUUGAAUUUACCUUGUAAUGCUUAACUUUUAGGAUUAGUUUAGUUAUAGUCAAGUCUGUAAUGGACUGUUAUUUAGUGGCUUUGUUUUAAUCCUCAGUCAUAAAUAGACAUGGGGAGAGAGUAUCACUUUCUGCAUAGAAAGCAAAGUGUUAGAAACUCAGAUGUUUGACUGAACACUAUUUAACUACCUCCAUUACAUUCCCUUUUCUUUUUCA
This is a messenger RNA of Benincasa hispida (wax gourd), 2765 nucleotides long. Its product is annotated as bZIP transcription factor 17-like. Lineage: Eukaryota; Viridiplantae; Streptophyta; Magnoliopsida; Cucurbitales; Cucurbitaceae. Gene Ontology annotation, biological process: regulation of DNA-templated transcription. Gene Ontology annotation, molecular function: DNA-binding transcription factor activity. Gene Ontology annotation, cellular component: endoplasmic reticulum membrane; nucleus. The record is from RefSeq and is a predicted model, not a curated record.